Molecule: messenger RNA, 872 nt
Organism: Callorhinchus milii (elephant shark)
Lineage: Eukaryota; Metazoa; Chordata; Chondrichthyes; Chimaeriformes; Callorhinchidae
Exons: 2
Coding region: 17-721 (234 amino acids)
Source: RefSeq, a predicted model, not a curated record
GAUAGUGAGGAGGAGAAUGGACUAUAGAGGUUUAGAUGAACCUCUCCUCCCAAUGCCUUCCUUGGUAAUUGUCAGGUCCCUGUGCUCUCAACAGGACCUUACACGUGUUCGCGAUCAACUGAACCCGAUCAAUCAUGUGGAGGUGAAAUACUCAGAACUCAGUUCAGCUGAAUUAGAGCCGUGGUGUUUGUUGCAGUGCUGGAUGUGGUGUUGGUGUUUGCUGGUGUGCAGCGUGCGGUGCGUCUGGUGGUGUGUGAGGUUCAUGGGGCAAUGUCUAUGCCUCAGAUUCCACUGGCUGUUCAGCCGCUAUUGCGGGUUUAGAUACAUUGAUCUUAACAGCUGGAUGAAACAAGAAGCUCGGAAGUGUAGCUCAUUCCUGGGCAGUUUGUGGCAAAAGAAACUGUAUGUGUUCCACCACUCAGCUCUGCAAGGAAGAAUGAAUAUCACAGAUGUCUACGAUUCUUUGUACGACUAUAUUCUAAGAUACAUGUCAUGGAGAGUCGGUCGGAAAUCUAUCAUUUUCAUUGUGGAUAAUGUACAGGACGGCAAAACUGCACAGAACAACAUCAAAGUUGAACAGCCAACCUUAAGCCAAUGUUGCAAUAACAUUUUCAUCUUCCAGAACACUGAGGAGAAUGGAUGGAACCAACUCGAAGAUCACAGAUUAAAGAAAUAUCUCCAAGCAUACUUCAACACCAUUGAAGUAGCCAACGUGGAGUGAAGGCCAAAUGGAGCUCUCAAUGUUUGGCCUGCGACAGUCAGUGAACACCAGAAGCAAUCUUAUUCUGGUUUCAGUUUCUCUGCUAUGAGCUUUGUUUUCCAAUGUCUUUUAUUAUCAGAAUACCAGUAGUGCCAUAGCUCUGAGAUGCCGU